GUCAUCAAUAGCGACGAAAACUGAGCUCGGCGCGCGCUUUGUGUUAAACCUGAGCAGUAAACUAGAGGCAGUGAACUCUUGCCGUUGAGUGAUACGGGGGUAUUACAUCAGCUAGAGGCAGAAGCAAAGAAGAAGCAGAUGCCGUUUACUGUAACGCCAAGAUGGAUGUGAAGGAAGAGACUUGUGAGGCUGACAUAAAUGCCAUGGAGAUAAUGACUGUAAAUAUUAAAGAUGAAGACUGUGAGUGGGAGUCUGUCUGCCCUAACAAAGAGAGUCUCUGCAUUAAGAAUGAGGAUUAUGAACUGGUUACUGUGGGCAUUAAAGAAGAAACAGAGGAGACGUCUGUCAGCGUUGAGACAAGCACACGAAAAAGUAUGGAGUGUAUUGACCUCAAGGUGGGGUCUGAAUUAUUACAUUCUGACACAAAGAGGACCAAGGAAGUGUCACGUGUUAGAACUCGGGAAGAUCAUCCAUCAGCUACACAUCAAUCUGCAGAACGAAACAAACCUCACUGCUGUUUUGAAUGUGGCAAACAAUUCUGGUACAGGAGUGCUCUUCAGAGCCACAAACGAAUUCACACCGGAGAGAAGCCAUAUUGUUGCUUGGAGUGUGACAAACAGUUCUCUGACAGGAGUGCACUUCAGAAACACACAAGGAUUCACACUGGAGAGAAGCUGUAUUGCUGUAAUGAAUGUGGCAAACAGUUCUCACAAACUGGCCAUCUCCAGAGCCACAAAAGAACUCACACAGGAGAGAAGCCAUAUUGCUGUUCUAAAUGUGGUAAACAAUUUUCUGACAGAAGUAGUCUUCAGAGACACACUAGAAUUCAUACUGGAGAGAAGCCAUAUUACUGUUCUGAAUGUGGCAAAGAAUUUUCACAAAGGGACGGAUUUGAGAGCCAUAGAAGAAUUCACACUGGAGAGAAGCCAUUUUGCUGUUCUGAAUGUGGCAAACAAUUUUGUCGCCGGAGUAAUCUGCAGAGCCAUAAAAGAAUUCACACUGGAGAGAAGCCAUAUUACUGCAAUGAAUGUGGCAAACAAUUUAGUUACAAAAGUAAUCUUCAAAGCCACAACAGAAUUCACACCGGAGAGAAGCCUUAUUGCUGUAAUGAAUGUGGGAAAGAAUUCUCACAAAUAGGCAGCCUUCAGAGACACACUAAAAUUCACACUGGAGAGAAGCGGACCUGUAAUGACUAAAGAGGAAGGUUUACGCCUGUUUUGAUAGUAGGCACACCAAGAAAAAUUUGAACAAAUUAACUCUGAAAGAAGCCAUAAAAGAAGUUAAUUGGUCAGUGAAAAUAAAGGAACAGAGGAAGGAAUGAAAUGUAACUCUCCAAGCUACUUAAGUCUUGAUGAGUUCCUUCACAUGGGGGCAUUUUGUGCACGAUCCAUACCACACUUCGUCAAAGUGAAACUACGUUUAUCUUAUAUAUAAACGUUUAUGUGUGGAAGUGUGUUUGUCUGUCUGUCUAGCCUGGAAAGUGUGAGGGUACUGCGUGAAGCUCAAAGAAAGCGAUUCUGUUGCCAAAGUGAAAGCGCAGAGAAAAAAAAUUCGCUUAGCUGCUAAUACACAAGUGAGGCGAGCACAUCGGCAAAACGAGACCUCUGAGAAGAGAGAAACUCGCUUGGCCACUGAUAGACAAUGGAGGCGAGCAAGUCAGCAAAACAAAACCGACAAAAAAUGAGAACCUCGCUUAGCUGCUAAUGCAGAACCGAUGUGAUUGAUUGAUUGGAUUGCCAGAAUCCAUGGUUUCUAGGAGCCAGGGCUUACACAGCUGGUAGUAUAAUAAGAUCAAAAAAAGUCAUUCAUACUGGAUGAGUGUCUCUCAGGAUAAAAAUGUGUCCAUCAUCUGCCUUGCCACUUGGGUAGGUGAUGGUGAUGGCAAUAGUGCAGUAUCUACAAAGGAAGAGAAGAAGACCUCCAAUGUACUGUCGGUCUACAAAGGACAUGGACAGUGAAACUGAUUAGACCACAAAGGUGCAAUUUGAGCAAGAAAUGAGGAGAACUGGACACUGAAGAAAAAGAGAUCAUGUACUGCUAAUGUCAUUCAAUAAAUCCACAAUUUAUGACUAAAGGAUAUGCCAAGAAACCUCAAACAAAACUCAAGCCCACAAAAGUAAUCCCUACAUCCAUAUAAAAUAAGAUAAUUGAAGCAAACCUAACAUCUCUUAUUGGAACAAUUAAAGAAAGAAAGCAAAUAAACUGACAGACAUUAGAAUCCUUCCAAAGAACAGCAACAGAAGAAAUAAUACGGGGAAAUGGACACGAUCUAGAAGCCGUGUGAAUAGAACUAGCAAAGACCUGGGAUGAAGAAAACAGGAGAAACCUCAUGUGGUGUGGCAUUUAUACCAACAUGAAAGCAUCAGCAGCCAAACUUUAAAAAAAGAGGAAACGGACAUAUCUGAAAAGAAAUUCAGAAAUAAAUACCCACACAUGGAUGGACACACUUGGAAAAUGGUCAUCACCUGAAAAUAAAAUACAUUUUAAUCAAAUGACUCUUAAAUAAUGAUAUGCAAAAAAGAGAAGUCUUGGAUAAUAGGGAUGGAAGAACACUAAAUUGAAAGCGACAAUAAAUGCUCAACACAACCUUCCCAAAGGCCAGAAAAGACGACAGCACCAGAUGCGCUAGAAGCGGAGUGAACCGAAAUAGAAAAACCAACAAGAAAGAAUAGCGGCAGAAAUGUCACUCAAAGGAAAGAAGUGAAGAGAAAACCCCUUAAAAUAAAAAAAACUAGAAAAGACUUCAUUAAUGGAGGACAAAGAAAUCAGAGAAGAGCUCCUGAACCUGAUUGACGUGGACAAGUGCAUAGAAAUACAGAGAAGAGAGACGUUACUGACAAUAUCAUUGAUGAUACAACACACAGUAUUAUAGCUAAGGUCAACAAGGCCAUAACUGUAAUAAAGCAAAGCCAACAAGAUAUAAUGGAAAUAACAACAGUCAGCAGGAUCAGAAGUGUGCAGCCAAGCUCAUCACUUGAAAAGUGACAGUACAGAGGAAAAUAAGAGUAAGGAGAAAUAGGCCUAUGUAGAGUCCAUCAGGGAUGAAACAAGUUUAAUUAAAAAUAAUCCUCUCCUUAAUAGCAACCCACUGAGAAGGUGUGAAAUUGCACAAAAUCUUAGCCAAAAUACAACCAUUGAAACCACAGUAUUGACUACUAAGAUAUGAAGGCUUGAACCUGGAUGAAAUACAACUCUUUAAAAUUAAACUGCAACAAAAACCGAAGUCCCGCUAAUUGGCACUAAAUCUCAGCUUAAGAACAUGAGCUCCUUUUCAGUCACCUUUGGUAAGGAUGUCAUCAGACCUUCGUCUUUUUCUGGUUAUAAUCUUGGUGUCGUUUUUGAUUCCUCCUGUUCUUAUUCUAACCACAUACACCCCAUUAAGAAACUUUCUUACUUCCCCCUUUGUAACAUUUCCCGUGUUUGCUCAUUUCUCUCCUCUUCCAAUGUUGAGAAACUUGUCCAUAUAUGCCAUACCGAUUACUGGAUCUCAAUACUAGCAGGUGCCACUUCAUAUUGAUUUAUCACUACUCCAUUUGGUUCAAAGCUCUGUUG
This is a messenger RNA of Erpetoichthys calabaricus (reedfish), 3552 nucleotides long. RefSeq names its product gastrula zinc finger protein XlCGF8.2DB-like. Gene Ontology annotation, cellular component: nucleus. Gene Ontology annotation, molecular function: DNA-binding transcription factor activity, RNA polymerase II-specific; RNA polymerase II cis-regulatory region sequence-specific DNA binding. NCBI's taxonomy places the organism in Eukaryota, Metazoa, Chordata, Cladistia, Polypteriformes, Polypteridae. The transcript has 3 exons. Gene Ontology annotation, biological process: central nervous system development; regulation of transcription by RNA polymerase II. The coding region runs from base 162 to 1196 and encodes 344 amino acids. The record is from RefSeq and is a predicted model, not a curated record.